Messenger RNA from Oldenlandia corymbosa var. corymbosa, 2153 nucleotides. The record is from the annotation of a GenBank genome assembly. NCBI's taxonomy places the organism in Eukaryota, Viridiplantae, Streptophyta, Magnoliopsida, Gentianales, Rubiaceae.
AUCUAAGUACAAAGCUAGAUUCUGAGCAGAAGCAUCGAUUGAGUUUGCUUCAUACUUAUCAAAAACUACAUAAAUUACGAGGAGGAUUGAAAUUAUUUUUUUUUUUUUGUUGAAUUAAAUAAUAAAAGUAGUAAAAAAAUGCUAGCAAAGUGCAGAGAAGAUGAGGAUGAACUGAAGAAGCCGGGGGAAAGAAAACCCAGAAAAAAGAGACUUCCUGUACACUAAAAUUUCCUGGGGCCUCCUGCAACGCUAAUCAUCAUACUCAUUUCACGUUUAUUGGGUUUUCCUCGAAUUCGAAAUAAACACAUUUUGCGAAAAAAAGAAAGAAAUUGCGUCCAACACGUGGUGGCUGGCUGCUGCCGGAUGCAUUUUGUCUGGAUUCUCUUCUUCCCCUCGAAUUCUUUGCUUUCUAGAGGCUCCACUCCACCGCACCGCUUCCGGGUUUCCGCCCCACCUUUUCUUUUUCAACCCAGCCGUUACUUUUCUUGGGUCAAUCUCUUUCCACACUUGGCACUGCCCUUCUGAGCUUCGGUUACAUGGAUUCCUGUAAUCUCAACUCUCAAGUAUUUGGUGCCUGCGGAGCUUAAAUAGGGGCAAUUUGCUACUUCAGCUUUCAUAACCUGUGUUGAAUAGCCUCAAAACCUCACUCCCAGGGAGCAAAAAAUUAGAAUAGUUGAGAGCCCCCUUCCAAUUUCCCAAGCACACACUAAACCCAAAUCCAUGAUCCCCACUUGCAUUUUUCAUUUUGGUUGACGCCUGUUCAGAGAUGGAGAAUUCGAGUUGAUUGGGGCGGGAGAAUCCGUCCUCUCCUCACUGGCUUCCCAAGGGGCUGGAAAGUCAGUUGAGAAUUUGAAAUUCUGGAAAGAAACAUACGGAUUACAUUGAUCCUGUUAGUGGGCAUAUUUUUCAUACUUUGAAGGAAGCGUUUCAUCACCUUGACGCUGGAAAGAUGAGGAGGAAGCAUGCAUCAAAACCUAAGAAACGAGAGCCAAAUUCCGGACAGGAAUCUUCAUCUUGGGUUACUGAAAGUGAGGAGCAGAUGAUAGCUGACAAUAAAGCAGAAAAGCAGGGCAACGGGAACCAGACCCUGACUACUGACUCUUGUGGCAUGAGUCCUGAUAGUAUCAGAGAAGCCGGAAAGUUGGAGCAGGGUUCCCCUGCUGCUGAGGCUGAGGUUUCUCUGGAGAAUGGAGCAUCCAAAUCUGAGAAGAAAAAACGAAAUCGCAGUAAGGGGCUGGACUUGCCUCGCCGAACGUCAAAACGCCUUGCAGGCGUUGAAGUUGAUAUCUCACUAGAACCGACUGUACGCACCCGAAAGCGUCGAGCUGCAGGAAGAGAGACUAGUCAGGCGGAAGAGAGUGGGUCCAAAACUUGUGAGAACGUAGCCAAGUUUGAUGGACAUGACAAGAAGUUGAGUGCCAAAAAUGAAGCUGAUCUAAAGCCGGAAAGGGUAGAUGUUUUGCCUCCUGGAGAUAGUAAUGUCCUGGCAGAGAACCCCAACCUAGGGGUUACUGAAUGUAUGGCCGAUCAUAAGGAGGAAGUGCCGCUUGACUUGAGUGAGUUGAUGAAGUAUCCUUGCAUAGAGUUUGCCGUUAAAACUCUUAUUGGAGAGGAGACCAAGCCUACCGUGAACGCAGGGGGAUCUGCAAAUAUCUCUAAUGUGGUGGCUGAUACGUGCCAGGACUUACCUUCUAUGCAGGUCUGGGCAGAUCCAUGCUUCGAGUUCGCGGUGAAGACCCUUAUUGGUGACGCACCUUUGGAGACUGAACCAGCUUUGGAGGCUAUGUUGCAGAAGCCGUCGGGCAACUCUGUGGAACAGAAUGCUUCGGCAGUGCCUAGUCUCCAGGCAUGUGGAGUCGGCCAGGAAAGUAGUGAUUUAAUUAGACAGAAUGUAGCAGAUACCCCUGAGGCAAAGCGGCAGCUUUGAUGCCUGGCUGCUUCAUACAUAGGUCCAUUUGAGUAGUGAUUGUGAUCAUUAUUAGGUCGUUGCAUUUGCUUAGGAGUUGACAUUAGGUCUUUGUAAGAUGGUAGAUGCCUUUUGGACAUUCCUGACAUUUAGGUCUUGGUACCUAAUGUUGUUGUAACACCUAGUUGAUUAUCAGAAGUUCAGAACUUGGAAUUGAUAUGCUUCUUGUUUAUUCUGUGAAAGCAAU